UGUGUGAGGUAAGGACGAGGACCAAUCAGGUGACAGGAUGCUAGCUCGGAACCGCUUCAUCCUGCUGGUGUUGGUGGGGGCGGUGCUGGCUAUCGUCAGCCUCAGCCUCCAGUUCUGGCUGGUUUGCUGGCCAUUACGAUGGCAGAGAGACAGGCGGGCUGGCGGGCUGGCAGACAGACAGACAUUGAUCACUGGUGCAAUAAAUUCUGCUCUCUGUUGGACGGAUGAAUGCAAACCAAUGAAGAUUGUAAAACACAUUCUUGAACAUUCUCUAUCGGGCCUUCAACAUCCCUGGUGGACUCAAUCAGCAAGUGGGCAUGGCUUAAAGUACUGGUUCAGUUUCCAUUUUGUUCUAUAUCUAUGCUUCCAUCUGAGACUCAUCACUUCCACGUCUGCCAAAGAUGUGUCAAGACUUUGAUGUCCCACACACCUUCAUAAAAUGAGAUGGACUGAUUCCAGACAGGAAGCCCAGCUUCCACAGAAGCAAAUACAUAGUAAAGUAAAAUAAAAUAAAAGAGAUAACCACUUAUUAUGUACAUAUACACAUUUAUAAAUUUGUAGGGCAUUCAUACUGGUUAAAAAGUCAUCAAAAUGCAACCAUUUCACUAUGAGUAAGGAUGACUGCUGUAGGGGAAGAGUCAAGCAGUCAGUAAAAUAGGCAUAGGGCAGGUUUAACUUCUCCUCCGACGGUUUUUGAAGAAGUGUCCACUAUUCUGUUCUUUCUGCACUGGUACAUGCUUCUGGUUGAAUUAGAAACUCAUUUUUGACACAGCAAUGCAUUUAAAAACAUGCUCUCCUAUGUUCCUCUGAAGCCCGGUUUCCCUAUAGCCUAUGCACAAUACAAUUGCAGCUGAACUUUAGUUCAGCUGCAAGAAGUCACUGCAUCGGAAGGCACCCGGUGCCAAACGUUGAGUUUAUUCGAACGAAGCGUACUGUAUUUAGGUCGUUCUUCUAUAAUAUCUCUGUAUAGUGUUGACAGUACCAAGUACUAAGUGUGCGAGCAACCCCGUAAUGAGUUGUGAAACAGUUUGCAAUAAUCUUUUUCAUUUCCCGUAACAACUAUAAUGUUUUACAGAAGUGUGUUGCCUUGUAACUAGAUAAGGUUAGGAUUUGAUGCUUUUAAGCCACACAGUGAGUCACUUUGCGUCGUUUGCGAUAAAGAUUAUUUUUAAAGCACACAAGAAGAAGCCCAUCAGCCAUCUGCCCCUCUAUUUCCUCUUUGCCCUUUGCUGUUUGUGUUAGCCUUUCUCCUCAAUGUUUUUCAGCGGAAAUCUUGUCUUCAGUGUUUCUCUCCUGAAAAUGUCUCAGGGUUUGUGUUGGGCGUUUCUGUACCGUGUGUAUUAAUCGUGGUUGCUGCUGUGUACAUGUUCUCAUAGCCCGUUACAAAAGGCCCAUUAUGUAGUGGACCAUGCUUUAGUCAGGCUGCACAGCCAGAGCGGACAUGAGCAUGUUUGCGUGUGUGUGUGGGUGUGCUUGUGUUUUUGGCAAGGGGUGCACUGGGUGCCGAGGGGAACAGGUUGUAAUAGUGAAAGGGCUUCAGUGUGUGGCUGCACUCCUCACUAGCCCACAGUCUGCAGAAUGCUCUCCAUCGCUGCCCCACACCUUCUACUGGUCCUUCUCGCUGUGAACCUGACGCCCACCACUCCCCUGGAGAAGGAGCAGGUCCCGGGGGGGGCGGCGGGGACCGGCCUGGGGAAGAGCAGGAAGAGGGUCAUUCCUGUGCCCCACACCAAAGCCCCAGAGCUGGACCCCAUCGCCGAGGCCUAUGGCUACUGCAACACCCCCAACCGCACGGAGCAGGCCUGGGAGGGUCACAGUCCCGCGGACUACACCCUGCUCUCCGUUCAGGUCAUGAUUCGCCAUGGCGACCGCUACCCCCUCUACUCCAUCCCCAAGACCAAGCGUCCGACCAUCGACUGCACGCUGUCCCCCAACAGGAAGCCUUCCCACCCCCAGCUGAGCGCCUUCAUCAGCCACAUGGCCAACGGGGACCGCGGCCACUGGGAGUCCACCCUGGGCUCCGUGCCCCGCCUGCCCAACCACAGCGCCUGUGAGAUGGGAGAGCUCACGCAGACAGGCGUGGUGCAGCACCUGCGCAACGGCCAGCUCCUCCUCCAGGCCUACAAGCGCCACAGCCUCCUCCCCUCGGGCUGGUCGCCACGGCAACUCUGGGUGGAGACCACGGGCAAGAGCCGCACGCUGCAGAGCGGCCUGGCCUUCCUCUUCGGCUUCCUGCCCGACUUUGACUGGCCCAAGGUGACGGUGCGCCAUCAGUGGAGCACGCUGUUCUGCGGCGCCGCCUGCGACUGCCCCGCCCGCAACCGCUACCUGGAGGAGGAGCAGCGGCGGCAGUACCGCCUGCGCGUGGGCGACGCCCAGCUGGAGAGCACCUACGCCGAGAUGGCGCGCGCCCUCGGCCUGCCCAACCGCCAGCUGCGAGCCGCCAACCCCAUAGACUCCCUGCUGUGCCAUCUGUGCCACGGCCUGCCGUUCCCCUGCCUGCAGACGGCGCCCGGCGGGGGCGGCGCCAAGGCCUGCCUGACCAUGGAGCAGUUCUCGGUCAUCCGGCGCCAGCAGCUGGACGACGAGGCGGACAAGCGGCGGGUGGGGCUGUACCGCAAGUACGCCGUCCUGGCAAUGCACCCCUACCUGAACCGCACGGCGGCCCGCAUGGAGCGGGCGGCGCGGGCCAAGCCGGGCACGGCGGCCGCGGAGGUGGCGCUGGCGCUGGCGGCGGCGCACGAUGUCACGGUGGCGCCGCUGCUGAGCGCACUGGGCCUGGAGGAGGCCCGCUUCCCCCGCUUCGCCGCCAGGGUGGUGUUUGAGCUGUGGAGGAGCCCCCCCGCGGCGGGGGGCAAGCCGCCGGCGAAGGGCAAGGGCAAGGGCACGCCCGGCGGCGAGGCGUUCGUCCGGCUGCUGUACGACGGCGAGGACGUGACCUUCCACACGGCGUUCUGCCGCGCCCACAAGCGCCACGGACCCCGGCCCCUGUGUCCCCUGAAGAACUUCCUGUCGUACGUGAGGAGGGACAUGUUGGCCCUGCUGAACGCCUCGUCCUACCAGGAGGCCUGCUACAAGCGGCCCGGCUGAGGGGGGGUCCCCACGGACCCCCCGGAGCGUGGGCAUUACAGCGAUGACACAUCGUCCAGGGCUUUGGUUUCCUUCUUUUUAUUUUGUUUCAUUUCCACUUCUUUUGAUAAUGGUGCUUUUGUGCUGUUGAUAGUGUCUUAAAGAGUAGCUCAGCGCAGUAUCCACAAACCUCAGGAGGACCAAACGAAACCGGUGGCCGGGUGCUCGCUCUCCGUGCCCCUGGGCAGGAAGAGGAGUCCUCACCUGGAGAGGGACGGAACAAUAGCCAGCGAUGGCCAGAGAUGGCGCUGUAGAUAAGGUUUGAUGGAAAUGUUUGGUUCCUGUUAGAAAAUGUUUUUUUAUGUCCCUUUACAUUCCCUUAGUUUAUACACAUUCUUCCUUAAGGUCGGAGGGCUCUGUUCCUUGAGUUUGACCUCUGCCCUAUUCAGAUCAAGUUGACAGCAAUGUCAUUAAGAAACCAACAAUUGUAAACCUUUGUACACCGCUUUUUCUAAAUAUUGUCUUUUCAGAACAUGUUUGUACGCUAAAUGCAAUUGGUCGGAAAUACAACAGCACAUGGCCACUUUAAAUCUCUACCUUUUCUAUAAGAGCAUAGGGUGUUGAAAUGUCGUUGCUUGAUGCUAACAUUAACUGCCUGUUUGAGAAGGGAGAAAGACCGGGGAAAUAAACCUCACAAUGCUGGAUUAGUAAUUCCUGUUUAAUGUGUAGUCAGUAUUAAACAUGUAGAGUUUAAGGGAAAA
Messenger RNA from Gadus macrocephalus (Pacific cod), 3830 nucleotides. It is a transcript of the gene pxylp1, whose product is annotated as 2-phosphoxylose phosphatase 1. The record is from RefSeq and is a predicted model, not a curated record. The transcript has 6 exons. Lineage: Eukaryota; Metazoa; Chordata; Actinopteri; Gadiformes; Gadidae. Gene Ontology annotation, cellular component: Golgi apparatus. Gene Ontology annotation, biological process: glycosaminoglycan biosynthetic process; dephosphorylation; chondroitin sulfate proteoglycan biosynthetic process. Gene Ontology annotation, molecular function: phosphatase activity. Bases 1579 to 3090 code for a protein of 503 amino acids.